Messenger RNA from Peronospora matthiolae, 342 nucleotides. The record is from the annotation of a GenBank genome assembly. NCBI's taxonomy places the organism in Eukaryota, Oomycota, Peronosporomycetes, Peronosporales, Peronosporaceae.
AUGAAACAAUGCGAACCAGAGAUUGUGGCUGCGGGACUGGUUCGCCUUUACAACGUUGAUGGACAAGAGACUGUUGCCAGCGAAUUGCUCGGGUUGCUGCUUUCACACUGUAAGCAAGAAGAUACUUCACAAGUGAUGCAGGAUGCGUGGCUGGAGUGGAAUGUAUCCCCUGACCGACUUUACGAGGUCCUUGACCUUGGAAAGCCCGGUGUAUUGGAAGAAUCAGUCGAAGCUGCAUGGCAGUUCUAUCGAUACACGCAGUGGAGAUACUCACAGCUGAGUGUACAGGACAAGAGGCAUUACGAAUGGAUCACUACGGCGAAACAGUUUUUCCGCAACUAA